CAUGUCUUCUGGUAAUAUUGCAGCCUUCAGAAGACCUGAUCGAUCACAGCUCUGGAGGCACGCAAGGAUCCAGAAGGAACAGAGCUCUGGAGGAACGCCAAGGAAGCUCAAACAGAGCCUUGGAAAACAGAAGCAACAGAAAAUAUGGUGGACUACCGCCGAUUUGGAAAUAUGGGUCAACAACACUUGGUACAUAAUGCCACCUCAACAAGCUUUUUGCAUCAGCUCAGAGAUCUGUGGGGGAGUCCUAGGGGGACAGUGCUACGAAUUGAGGCAUUAGCACUAGUGGCCAUCCUUCUCUCCUUUUUCCUUGCUGCCUUUGGGACCUGCCGCCGCUGGUCCAAUAGUUGGAUCAUCCAAAAGGGCUUCUUAGCUGCCAAUGCAUUGUUUCUGUCCUUGGGGACAUACAGCAUUGGUCUAAUGCAGUCCUCGCAGGUGAAGAGUGAGAUGUACCCCAUAUGGGCAGUAUCCUUACUGGCCCUCCUUUGCUGCGUCGACUCGGCCAGCAUGUCCGGCAUCGGCAAUGAGGGCCAGAUCUGGAAGCUGCUAUAUCAGCUUUGCCUCUACUUCGGGUAUGUCGUACUAAUGAGCGUCUCAACCAUCUCCAGUGAUAUUGGAAACAUUGCCAUCUGUGUGCUGUCUGCCGUGACUUUGAUCAAGGGAUUUCAUAGGUCCAUGGCGGUAUUCGUGCUGCCGAGUUCUAUGCGGAACGCGAUCAGAGAGGUUCCAGCACAUAUCAUGGCUAGAAGAUGUUCUUUCGGAGAUCAUGAUGAACGAAGUGAGUUGCCAGUAGAUAUGAAACUUGACGUAAUGGUUGAGGAUGGGGUUGUCUAUGAGGUUUCCAUGAUUGAUGUAGCUUCCAUGAUCUUGAGGUGCAGGAAUGCAAACUUGAAGGUAGAAUCAGACCUCCGUGCCUGCAAGGACGUGUGCUUCUCCUUGUCUCUGUCUCAUUUGCUGCAGCGGCGUCUCCUUGGGUCAUCAAGCAGCAGCGCUGAACCGACAGAGACAACAAUGAGCAGCACAGAGCCCUUGGUUGAAAGCUACAAGAGGGCUUUCAAGAUCGUCGAGGUUGAGUUAGCCUUCAUGUACGAUGUGUUGUACACCAGCAACGCAUUCCUCCACUACUACGAAGCGAGAAGCUGCAGCAUCUGGGCAGUUGCUUCGGUUCUUGGGAUCUGUUUUGUUGGGGCAGUGGCUGUCGUGCCUGGGGCAAGGACUACCCGGCAUGCUUCUCCUGGCACCAUCUCUGUGCAUGCCACAGUAGCGGACUCGGUGAUCACGGGAGUAAUACUGGUGUCACUAGCCCUACUGCAGGUGUUGCAGUUGCUACGCUGCUGGACCUCAAACUGGGCCAGGGUCUCCUUUGCCUGUGAUUUGGUCAGGAUUCUAGGAGAGGAGGACAGGGAAUAUUUAUAUUCUGGAGGGAAUGCACGACGACGCAUUCCAAGAUUCCCAAGAGAAUACUAUACAAGAGUGGAUUUGAGCUGGGGAAUGAGGCUGAGAGCAUCUCUUCUCAAGAUCAACUGGUCAGACGACAAGUACUAUCUGUGGCAAAAUAAGCUUGGGCAACACUCAGUUAUGGAAUCCAUCAGGCUGCCUGGCUCUCGCUGCCAUUGGCUAUUCUGCUGCGGAUUCAUGGAGCUCGGUUCGCCGAGAAAGGGGCUUAUCGUCCGGAAAUGUUGGGCGCUGUUUGGACUGCGCUACAUGGGCCGGGUGCUCCAGGAACUGUUGCGGGCGAGCAACACAGAGGGUGCACUUGAGUUGCAUCCUGAUGUGACGGCGUCCAUUGGUGAUUUUGUUGAAAAGAUCAGGUGCAACGACGUAAGUGGCUGGGCAUCAUCCAAGCUUGCAAACAACAACAUUCGACAGAGUUUCGUUCAAGAAUUUAGCCUUCAUGAGAUUUAUGGUAACGAUGGCGCUGUUGAUGACAUUUACGUGCCUUGUAUCCUGAUGUGGCACAUUGCAACGUGCUACUGCCAACUGGUGCAGGAGCUGGAACAAGAAGCCGCUGUUGCUGUGGACAAGGAUCGCCGCGUCGCCACAGCUCUGUCCAAGUACUGCACAUACUUGGUGGUUUCGGCGCCACGCUUGCUCCCAGGGCGGACCGAUGCUACCGCCACGGUGUACGCUCAAGUUCGGGACGCCGCAAUGUGGAAUGUAGCAAAAAGGUCGUCGUCGUCGUCGUCGUCAUCAGCUGCGGACAAGCUGCUGGUGGCCAUGGAAAACUCUGAGCACCGCUAUACUGGUACCUUCGUCAUGGGAUCCUUCGUCUAUAUGAUGGGCGUGAAGCUGGGGAAGGAACUGGUCAGAACCAUGCCUGCUGCUGAUCGGUGGAAGGUGCUGGCAGAAUUCUGGGUGAAGGCGCUGGUGUUCGCGGCGCCGUCCGACAAUGCAGAGGAGCACCUGCAGCACCUCGCGCAGGGUGGCGAGCUCAUCACCCACCUCUGGGCGAUGCUCUAUCACGCCGGCGUCCACAGGUGGCAGCUGAAUAAUCCAACUACAGAAGACAAUUUCAAGAUGGGGUGGGAUUACAUCUUUUGGAUUCGCUCCUUCAAAGACGUCAAGAAGCCUCGCUCGUUCCCUUAUUCUAGGCCCCGCGUGCUCUAGCUAGUCGCCUUCAUUAAUAUAAUGUGUGUUCCGCCUUACCCUUAUAUGAACUAUGUAUUUUACUUAAUUUGUAUGUAUGUAUGUAUGUAUGUAUGUGUGUAUGUAUGUAUGUAUGUAUGUAUGUUGAAGCAGUGUAUUUGAUGGCAUAG
Molecule: messenger RNA, 2756 nt
Organism: Sorghum bicolor (sorghum)
Lineage: Eukaryota; Viridiplantae; Streptophyta; Magnoliopsida; Poales; Poaceae
Exons: 2
Coding region: 145-2607 (820 amino acids)
Source: RefSeq, a predicted model, not a curated record